Artibeus jamaicensis (Jamaican fruit-eating bat) is the source of this 429-nucleotide messenger RNA. It is a transcript of the gene PLA2G2E, whose product is annotated as phospholipase A2 group IIE. The transcript is spliced from 4 exons. NCBI's taxonomy places the organism in Eukaryota, Metazoa, Chordata, Mammalia, Chiroptera, Phyllostomidae. The coding region runs from base 1 to 429 and encodes 142 amino acids. The record is from RefSeq and is a predicted model, not a curated record. Gene Ontology annotation, biological process: lipid catabolic process; negative regulation of T cell proliferation; arachidonate secretion. Gene Ontology annotation, molecular function: calcium ion binding; phospholipid binding.
AUGAAGCCUCCCCCUCUUCUGACCAUCCUUUGCCUCCUGGUGGCCCUGGCUGGCGGGAACCUGGUCCAGUUCGGGGUGAUGAUCGAGAGGGUCACAGGGAAGUCAGCGCUGCAGUACACGGACUACGGCUGCUACUGCGGCAUCGGCGGCUCCCACUGGCCCGUGGACGAGACAGACUGGUGCUGCCACGCCCAUGACUGCUGCUAUGGGCGUCUGGAGAAGCAGGGCUGCGAGCCCAAGCUGGAGAGGUACCUUUUCUCUGCCAACAGGCGCAGCGUCCUCUGUGCAGGCAGAACUGCCUGCCAGCGACAGACCUGCGAGUGUGACAAGACGGCUGCUCUCUGCUUUCGCCAAAACCUGGGCACCUACAACCGCAAAUAUGCCCACUACCCCAACAAGCUGUGCACGGGGCCCACCCCGCCCUGCUGA